CCGGAGCUGCUUUACGGCGGCGUUGGGGACGCGUCCUCCCCGCCUCUUCCUGUUGUGAAGCCGGGUGCUAUGGCCGCUGCCCUGCCUGCUCCCCGCUGGCUCCCGGCAGCCGCCGCCGCCCUGCUCUGGGCGUGCUGCGGGUCGGCAGCUCCUGAUGGGAUCCAGGACCAAGCAGAACAGUUUUUUAGAAGUGGGCAUACAAAUAACUGGGCAGUUUUGGUAUGUACAUCUCGCUUCUGGUUUAACUACCGUCAUGUGGCAAAUACGCUUUCAGUUUACAGAAGCGUCAAGAGACUAGGCAUUCCUGAUAGUCACAUUGUCCUGAUGCUGGCAGAUGAUAUGGCAUGUAAUCCCAGGAAUCCCAAGCCAGCAACUGUGUUUAGUCACAAAAACAUGGAGUUAAAUGUUUACGGAGAUGAUGUGGAAGUGGACUAUAGAAGCUAUGAGGUUACUGUGGAGAAUUUCUUGCGUGUGUUAACAGGAAGAAUCCCACCAAGCACACCUCGAUCCAAGCGCCUACUUUCUGAUGACAGAAGCAAUAUUCUAAUAUACAUGACAGGUCAUGGUGGAAAUGGUUUCUUGAAGUUUCAGGAUUCUGAAGAAAUCACUAAUGUAGAACUUGCUGAUGCCUUUGAACAAAUGUGGCAGAAAAGAAGAUACAACGAAUUGCUGUUUAUUAUUGAUACCUGUCAAGGAGCAUCCAUGUAUGAACGAUUUUAUUCUCCAAAUAUAAUGGCCUUGGCUAGUAGCCAAGUAGGAGAAGAUUCACUUUCACAUCAGCCUGAUCUUGGGAUUGGAGUUCACCUUAUGGAUAGAUACACAUUUUAUGUCUUGGAGUUCUUGGAAGAAAUUCACCCAGCCAGCCAGACCAAUAUGAAUGACCUAUUUCAGGUGUGCCCUAGAAGUUUGUGUGUUUCUACACCUGGACACCGGACUGAUCUUUUUCAGAGAGAUCCUCAGAAUGUUCUGAUAACGGAUUUCUUUGGCAGUGUACGAAAGGUGGAAAUUACAACACAGACCAUUUCUCUGGAUCCUAACUUAGUUGGCUUGGAAACCAGGUCACCCUCCUCACAUGCUGCAAAAGAAUGUAUCCUGUACUUUGUAUCGUCUUAGAUAUCUACUCCUUCAAACAUUUAAGAUGGUGUAAUGUGGUCAUACACAUCAGAUGAAGAGGAAGCAGAAGAAAGCUGCCACUGUGCUUCAUUGUGGCACCACAAAUGGCUGCUAUUAAAAUCCACAUAUAGUUCCUAAAGGCUCAAGAAGGCAUUUUCAGACUUUGCUUCCACAUGGAGAAUUAUCUUUCAGGAGCCAUGCUGUCAUGUUUUGUCAUUGGCUUUUUUAUUUUAGGCUUGCUUUACUGUACUGAAGUAUGGUGUAUGUGCAGUCAACUUCGUGUAGUUGUAAAUUUGUGACCCAGAGAGCUUUCAAACAAUUAAUUGCAAUAUUCCACAAUAUGUCUAUUGUCCUGAUGGAGGGAGAGUGAUGAAACAAGGUGUCCAGGUGCUGCAGUGGAUUUCUUUUUAAACUCUGCUGUAUAAAAUUUGAUAUAUAAUUAUGGUAUGUGUAAUGUAAGAUAGGUAUAACAGAUCAAUUAUUCUAUAGGGUUUUAGUAGACAAAUGUGAAAACACUUAAUUCCUGGGUUUGGCAGUAUCCCAGGAUUGCCUGUUUCCACUGCGGAGGCUAUGCUAUAAUGAUUUCUUCUGGGAUUUGGUCAGAUUAUUAGUGUUCCACUGGCAGGUGUCCUCACCUUUUAAUAGUGAUUAUUUUUUCUAAAGAGCCUUUGAAGGAAAGCCAUG
Mauremys mutica (yellowpond turtle) is the source of this 1797-nucleotide messenger RNA. RefSeq names its product phosphatidylinositol glycan anchor biosynthesis class K (gene PIGK). Gene Ontology annotation, biological process: protein localization to cell surface; attachment of GPI anchor to protein; proteolysis. Gene Ontology annotation, molecular function: GPI-anchor transamidase activity. Lineage: Eukaryota; Metazoa; Chordata; Testudines; Geoemydidae. Gene Ontology annotation, cellular component: GPI-anchor transamidase complex. The transcript has 10 exons. The record is from RefSeq and is a predicted model, not a curated record. Bases 70 to 1113 code for a protein of 347 amino acids.